This is a messenger RNA of Hyaloperonospora brassicae, 1371 nucleotides long. The record is from the annotation of a GenBank genome assembly. Lineage: Eukaryota; Oomycota; Peronosporomycetes; Peronosporales; Peronosporaceae.
AUGAGCACGUUCGGCCGCUUCUUCCGCGUCACGACGUUCGGCGAGUCGCACUGCAAAGGCGUGGGCUGCAUCGUCGACGGCGUGCCGCCCUCGCUCGCCCUCACGGAGGCGGACAUCCAGCCACAGCUCACGCGGCGCCGCCCCGGGCAGAGCACCCUCACGACGCCUCGCGACGAGAAGGACCAAGUGACGGUCCUGAGCGGGACGGAGAACGGAGUGACGCUCGGCACACCAGUGGCGCUGUUCGUGCCCAACGAGAACGUGCGUCCGAACGACUACAAGGAGAUGGACUCCGUCCCGCGUCCUGGCCACGCCGAUUACACGUACCAGAUGAAGUACGGCACGCGCGCCAGCAGUGGCGGCGGGCGGGCCAGUGCACGCGAAACGAUCGGCCGCGUGGCUUCGGGUGCCAUUGCCGAGAAGUGGCUCAAGGAAAAGUUUGGCACGACGAUCGUGUGCUGGGUGAGCUCCAUUGGCUCAGUAAACAUGCCCCGGGCCCUGCUGGACGACCCGCAGCAGACGAAAUACACUCGCGACGACGUCGAUACGAUCGGAUCGAUUCGGAUCGUACGGGACCCGUCAACGUGGCACAAAGUCGACGACCCCGCGAAGCAAUUGGCGCUUGACAGGGCCUACGACGCUGCGUUCGUAUCGGCCCACGACGACCUGCGCACACCGGCGUACGUUGACACGGAGAAGCGCGUGUACAAUCGAGAGGGAGACGUGGUGCCGGCGCCCGACAACAUGGACGCGUGGCUCACGGACGACUUGAUCCCCGUGCGAUGUCCGCAUCCGCCGUCGGCUUGUGCCAUGGCGACGGUGGUGCGCACGAUGAAGGUCGAGGAAGACUCGACGGGCGGUGUCGUCACGUGCGUGAUCCGUGAUGCGCCCGUGGGGCUGGGCGAGCCCUGUUUUGACAAGAUGCAGGCUGUUUUGGCACACGCCAUGAUGUCCAUUCCAGCGACCAAAGGCUUUGAGAUUGGCUCGGGGUUUUCGGGAACGAGCAAACGCGGCUCGGAGCACAAUGAUCCGUUCUGCGCGGGCGUCGACGCGGAGAACCCGGAGAAGCUCGGGGUCACGAAGAACGACGCGGGCGGUGUGCUGGGCGGCAUCACGAGCGGCGCUGACAUUUACUUUCGUGUGGCCAUCAAACCCGUCUCGACGAUCGGACGCGCUCAGCCGACCGUCGACUACGAUGGCAACGACACGGUCCUAGAAGCCAAAGGUCGUCACGACCCGUGUGUUCUGCCCCGCGUGGUGCCGCUGGUGGAGUCGAUGGCCGCACUUGUUAUCGCUGAUGCCGCUAUGAUUCAGCUGGGCCGCGACGGCAGUAAGCAGGACGAGCCGGUGCAGAAGAAGCGGAAGCUGUGA